UCGACGUGUAUCAUUGGUCCUCAUUUGCAACUUCUGCGCCAAUUUGUGCAUUCAAAACCUCCCUCAUAUCAACCUGUCAUGUGCAUAUUGUGGGUGCCGGGACGACAAACCUGACUAACCAUCGGAGCAGGGCAUCAACGUUGAUCUCCGACACGUCGAAGUGGCAACCCGGUAGACCUCAAAGCUUCAUCAGCGUAGAAGACAAAAUGAAGUUCUUCAUCGAGGAUCUGCCAAUUCUGUUCCCGUAUCCUCGUAUUUAUCCUGAACAAUAUGCAUACAUGUGCGAUCUCAAACGUACACUGGACAAUGGAGGUCAUUGUGUUCUUGAAAUGCCUUCAGGAACGGGCAAAACGGUGUCACUGCUGUCGUUGAUCGUCGCAUACCAACAAUUCUACCCGGAGCAUCGGAAAUUAAUUUACUGUUCGCGUACUAUGUCGGAGAUUGAGAAAGCAUUGGCGGAGUUGAAGGCGUUGAUGAACUACCGCGCCGAACAGCUUGGUGUAGUGGAAGAUUUCAGAGGUUUGGGUUUGACCAGUCGAAAGAACCUCUGUCUUCAUCCUUCCGUCAAACGCGAAAAGGCGGGCAAUGUCGUCGAUGCUCGAUGUCGGAGCCUCACUGCAGGCUUCGUGAAGGAAAGAAAAGAGCGCGGCGAGGAUGUUGAAUUAUGCAUUUACCACGACAACCUCGAUCUAUUGGAGCCUCACAAUCUAAUACCACCCGGAGUUUGGACUCUUGAUGGCAUGCUUCGUUACGGAGAAGAACAAAAGCAAUGCCCCUAUUUUACUGCUCGGAGAAUGAUGCCGUUCUGCAACGUCAUCAUUUAUUCGUACCACUAUCUCUUGGACCCAAAAAUCGCAGAACGUGUAUCGAGAGAACUAUCCAAAGACUGUAUUGUCGUUUUCGACGAAGCCCACAAUAUUGACAACGUCUGCAUCGAAUCACUCAGUAUUGACCUGACCGAGGAUUCUCUCAGAAAAGCUGCCAGAGGAGCGAAUAACCUGGAAAGGAAAAUCGCGGAGAUGAAAGAGACUGAUGCCGCAAAGCUUCAAAACGAAUAUGCUAAAUUGGUCGAAGGUCUUCGAGAGGCCGAUGAAGCACGGGACGAAGGAGCGUUCAUGUCAAAUCCUGCUCUGCCAGAUGAUUUACUCAAGGAGGCUGUGCCUGGUAACAUCCGUAGAGCCGAGCAUUUCACGGCAUUCUUGAAACGAUUCAUCGAAUAUCUGAAGACACGAAUGAAAGUGCUCCAUGUCAUUUCAGAAACACCCCCAUCCUUUCUUCAGCAUCUUAAAGAGCUGACCUUUAUCGAGAAGAAGCCUCUCCGGUUCUGCGCUGAAAGACUGACCUCACUAGUCCGAACGCUUGAACUAACCAACAUCGAAGAUUAUCAGCCUCUGCAAGAAGUUGCCACAUUCGCGACGCUUGCUGCAACAUACGAGACAGGCUUUCUCCUCAUAUUGGAGCCCUUCGAAUCAGAGACUGCUACCGUCCCCAAUCCUGUCCUGCACUUUACCUGUCUAGAUGCAGCCAUUGCAAUCAAACCGGUGUUCGAUCGUUUCAGCUCAGUGAUCAUCACCUCCGGAACCAUCUCGCCUCUUGAGAUGUAUCCCAAAAUGCUCGGGUUUACGGCCGUCGUUCAAGAGUCUUACAGCAUGACGCUUGCUAGGAAAUCAUUCUUGCCGAUGAUAGUGACCCGCGGAUCAGAUCAAGGGCAGAUGUCUUCCGGCUUUCAGACUCGAAACGAUCCUGGAAACAUUCGCAAUUACGGCAAUCUCUUGAUCGAGUUUUCGAAACUGACCCCCGAUGGGCUGGUCGUGUUCUUUCCGUCAUAUUUGUACAUGGAAAGUGUCAUCUCCAUGUGGCAGAAGAUGGAAAUUCUAGACCAAGUCUGGAAGAGCAAGAUCAUCUUGGUGGAGACGCCAGAUAGUCAAGAAACCUCUCUAGCUCUCGAGACAUAUCGCACUUCUUGUAGCAAUGGCCGUGGCGCAGUCUUGAUGUGUGUCGCUCGAGGAAAGGUCUCUGAAGGUAUCGAUUUCGACCAUCACUAUGGCCGGACAGUGUUGUGCAUCGGUGUUCCAUUCCAAUACACCGAAUCUCGAAUUUUGAAGGCGCGCCUAGAGUUCCUUCGUGAGAAUUAUCGCAUUCGAGAAAACGAUUUCUUGUCAUUCGACGCCAUGCGACACUGCGCGCAGUGUCUGGGUCGUGUCUUGCGAGGGAAGGACGACUACGGUGUCAUGGUCAUGGCAGACAAGCGCUUCGCAAAGAAGCGCAAUCAGCUUCCCAAGUGGAUUUCAACCGCCUUGAUGGAAAGCGAUGCAAACAUGUCGGUGGACCAGGCCGUUUCAGCUGCAAAGAAAUUUCUCAAAAAUAUGAGUAAGCCUUUCCCGAUGAACCUUCAAGAAGGCGUCAGUACCUGGAGCUAUUCGGAUCUCAUGGCGCAUAAAGCGAAAAUGGAAGCGCAGUAUGAGCAGCUCGAUGCCAACGAUCAGCAGAAUGGCAAUGGACAGCACACCGCGAACGCGGAUAUCGACAUGGAUGCGGAUAUGGAAGCCGCAAUGAUGGAGCUCGACGCGUAAUUGAGCGCCUACGCGACGAGCUUGCUCCGGAGCGGAUCAGGUCUACGCCAUAUGCCUAGGCGUGACUCACAACGUGAUUGCGAACAUAUUCAUCAAGACAUGCUUCUAUAUGCACAGGCAACAUUGCCACCUAAAAUACAAGCGCUGAAAUAAAAACUUUGGAAGCAUAUCAGUCCACCUUGAUUGAGGCGUAGAUACGGUGCACAAACAUCCAGCAGGCAAAG
This is a messenger RNA of Dissoconium aciculare CBS 342.82, 2797 nucleotides long. RefSeq names its product DNA repair helicase. Gene Ontology annotation, cellular component: nucleus. The record is from RefSeq and is a predicted model, not a curated record. Gene Ontology annotation, molecular function: hydrolase activity, acting on acid anhydrides, in phosphorus-containing anhydrides; ATP binding; damaged DNA binding. The coding region runs from base 207 to 2573 and encodes 788 amino acids. The transcript has a single exon. NCBI's taxonomy places the organism in Eukaryota, Fungi, Ascomycota, Dothideomycetes, Mycosphaerellales, Dissoconiaceae. Gene Ontology annotation, biological process: nucleotide-excision repair; transcription by RNA polymerase II; positive regulation of mitotic recombination.